AUGGAUGCUUCCCAGUCCGCACAGAAAAGUGACGCUGCCACUCCGUCGCAGCCGGUUUUCAACCCCAGUCGGCGCAGGGAAAAGCCUCAGCUGUCGUGUAAUCCGUGCAGGCGUCGAAAAUCACGGUGCGAUCGCAAGAGGCCAUGCUCUUUAUGUUCUAUACGCGGUCAAACAUGUACAUAUUCAGAGAAUAGUUCAACUGUCGCCGCCCCAUCAAGGACAGCUCCGACAGCGCCAUCAAACACACAUGAUCGUUUAGUCCAACUGGAACGACUUGUCAUGUCUGUCAUGUCGAACUCGGCAGCGGUUGCUAACAUGCAUACCAACACCAAUGUACGACAAUUGGUGCCAACUCCGACAGAUACGAUGCCGGAGGAUACUCCGAUAGAUGAGCGUUCAGAGUGUGGAAGUAUGAAAAUCAGUGCGUCAGAGCUCCGCUACAUUGGAGGGGACCACUGGGUUGCCAUUUUAGAAGGCAUAGCCGAUCUCAAAGACCAUGUGGAUCGAGAAGAACAAUUGCGGCUAGCAGAGAGUCCAGGUCAGAUCGCGGAUGAUCCCGAGGAUAAUAAUGGUGACUCAAAUGCCCCGGGCCGAGAUGGUGCGUUUCUCUUGUAUGGAUGCCGCCCAACAUCUCGAGAAGAUAUUCUGUCUGCGCUCCCUCCAAGAUACGCAGUCGAUCGUUAUAUAUCGCGCUACUUCAACUAUCUGGAUCUCGUCUCAGCCGGUAAGUCCUUUCGACGUUGUCUAUCUGUUGUCUAUUAA
Aspergillus versicolor CBS 583.65 is the source of this 762-nucleotide messenger RNA. Its product is annotated as Zn(II)2Cys6 transcription factor domain-containing protein. Gene Ontology annotation, biological process: regulation of DNA-templated transcription. NCBI's taxonomy places the organism in Eukaryota, Fungi, Ascomycota, Eurotiomycetes, Eurotiales, Aspergillaceae. Bases 1 to 762 code for a protein of 253 amino acids. Gene Ontology annotation, molecular function: zinc ion binding; DNA-binding transcription factor activity, RNA polymerase II-specific. The transcript is spliced from 2 exons. The record is from RefSeq and is a predicted model, not a curated record. Gene Ontology annotation, cellular component: nucleus.